Molecule: messenger RNA, 2866 nt
Organism: Drosophila navojoa
Lineage: Eukaryota; Metazoa; Arthropoda; Insecta; Diptera; Drosophilidae
Source: RefSeq, a predicted model, not a curated record
AUUGCCGCAUUCGUUGAGCGGCUUUCGCUGUUGAAUGAGCUGCGAGCGCGUUCAUAAAUUACGGCAGAAGUGCGACGUGGUUUGCCGAACGGGACACAAAAAUUGCAGCUGCUGCUCAAAGACGCGCGCGCUUUGUUUGUGUUGUGUUUUCGUGUGUGUGUGAAAUUUAUAAAUAAAUCGCGUGGCGUGAAAGUGAAAUGCGUUGCAAGCAACAUAACUAAACACAAGUGGAUUCCACACAACAUAAACGAGCGCAGUCAGACGCAAUUAAGUGAAAAAUUUCUAAAAUUAAAAAAAAUCAAAGUCAGGUUUGCUUCUGCUUAAUUGUUUAUCUAUUGAAAGCGACGCGCCGCCGCCGUCGCUCAACUGGAAGGGAAGGUGCGGCAGCAUCAAACCGAAACCUGAAACUGAAACUGAGCGAAAGACAACAAAUACAACAACAACACGUCCUUGAGCUCAUAAUUAAAACACCUGUUCAACAGCAACAACAACAGCAACUUGAACUUCGGGAAAAGAAUUUCACCAAAAUCGGCAACAACAACAAAGGAAGAUGAACAAUUUCACAACAACAACGGCCGCAGUGCCAAAAAAGGACGCACUGCCUCGAUCGGGACAUGUUAAUGAGGUUUGCAAGGAAUGGCUCGUGCGUGAGGACGGCGCCCUGGCCUACAAGCUGCAGUCCCAGGAGAUUAACGACUUUUAUAAGGGCAAUCGGUACAGGAAUGCAACGGUGCGCGAAGAUUUCCCCACGGCGCUGCACGAGCAAAUUAAGGAAACGGAGCAGGCCCAGCGGCAGGUGGAGGCCUAUCGAAGACGCCUGACAGAGCAGGAGGAGCAUGAUAAACGUGUGGCCAAAGAGAUCGCCGAGAAGCUGGAACGCGAUUUGCAGGAACAGCAGCAAAAGGAGCUGCAGCAAAGCGAACUAAUUGCACAGAAAAUGCAGGAGAUCUAUGUGAAUCUGCCGCCGGUGCCGCCGCCAGCAACACGCGACAAGAGCCGCCCGCCGCCGCGACCAGCCAAAGCAAGUAUACACCAGCAGCAGCUGCAACUGCAACACGAGUCGAAUAGCAGAGUCGAGCCCAGCACCUCACAACAAGCUAGAUAUCUCAGUCAGCAGCAGCAGCAGCAGCAGCUGCCAUUGCUGCUGCAGCAGCAGCACUUUUCACAAACAGACAACUAUGUAGGAUUGUCGCUUAUACCAAAUAUUGUUGAUGUGCCAGCAGCAGCAGCAGCAGCGGCAGCUAUCACACCCACUAGACAAAAAACACAGCCACAACACAAUCAGCUGUUGGUGAGUGAUGCUGAGCACACGCCAACAACAAUUGCACCGCAGCAACAAGCACGCCACCAUCACGCACAUCAGCAGCAACAUCAAUCAGCACGUCGUUUAGCACCAACAACACCAACACCAACAUCUACAUCUGCAUCUCCAUCUGCAUCUAUAUUGCACAGCAUUACAUCUCAGCACACUCCCACACAGAACAGCAUCAAUCAUCAGGCAGCUGACAUAGACGAGCUGGUGGACUAUGCCGAUGUUGCUGACAGCAUACGCGGCCUGUCGGCAACGGGCGUCGGUGCAGCUGCUGCAGCAGCAACUGUUGUCGACUCAGCCAUGCCCCAGCGCUCGGCCUCACACGAAAACUUACUGCGUUCCGAACCGCAAUUUCAGAAACUAUCGCCGGAGAAAUACGAUCAGAUGGUGGGCAACUUUGCGCUGGGCAGCGCGAAGGCCGUCGAGCGGCACAUGCAACAGCAUGCGGACGACAUUGAGCUCUAUGUGGAUCCCUGCGACUAUGCGAGCCUACGCGAGAUCGGACUGCCGCCCGAGGAGCUGCACGAGCUGAGCAAGAAGCUCAAGCAGGAGCAGAAGGAUGAGCUGCUCGCGCGUCGCCUGCAGGCCAUUGAGAGCAAGGAUAGCGCGCUCCAGGAGCAACGCGAUCGCAUGCUGGCCAUCGAGGCGCAGGACAAAGAACUCGCCAAAAUGCUGCAGGAGCGCUACGGAAAAAACAUAUUCAAAUUAAGGAAACUCAAAAUUUCUGCAGUUAAGGAGAAAGCCAAAGUGAAGCGCGCCAAGGAGAAGGCGCGCCUGCGCAAAUCCCAGCAAAAGGAAGCAGCAGCCGGCGCUGCUGUUGGAGCCAAUGGGGUAAACAGUUUGCUGUGCGGCACAAAUGGCUCGCAUUGCGGUCCGUUGCUUGCGCUGCCGCAGGACUGCAUGUCCGCGUCACAAAUCCAAACGCCAAACGAUAUCGACGUGGAAGCCUAUUCGAAUCCCAUAGAUGUGCUCAACAGCAGCCGAGCUGAGCAGCGCCAGCCGAACGGCACGCUGACCAAUGGCAGCCUGACCAGGGACAGCAGCUCCUCGCAUGGCUCCAUGCAGCGACAGCAGCGCCAGGCGGCCGCAGCCGCCAGCAGCCUGACACGCGGCGACGAUGACAUCUACACGCUGCCCGUGGACAGCUGCCGGCCGGGGCAUCAGCGACCCAUCUCUUUGCAUUUGACGGCCGAUGCGCUGCAGCAGCAGCAGCAGCAGCAUAAUUCCAUGACGCGUUCGGAGCACUAUGGCUCGGAGGCGGGCUCUCACGACAGCACGCUGUCCAGCGGUCACGAUGUCUCGCCGCAUCUCAAGUACUCCAAAUCCGGCAACUUUGGUAUAUAUAUCAAAGUGCCAGCCCUACGCCGCCUUACAUGCCAAUUCAAGGUACGCGACGAUCAAAUUCAAGUGAAGAUCGUAAAAAGAAGUCCAAGGACAACAAGUGCACGCAUCAGUGAAGCCGCCCUGCGUUCAUAGCAUAUAACUGAUCUUUACCACAUAUAUAUAUAUAUACUUACAUCGUACAUUUUGUAUGCUCGCUCUCUCUCUCUCUUU